Lithohypha guttulata is the source of this 390-nucleotide messenger RNA. RefSeq lists its product as uncharacterized. The coding region runs from base 1 to 390 and encodes 129 amino acids. NCBI's taxonomy places the organism in Eukaryota, Fungi, Ascomycota, Eurotiomycetes, Chaetothyriales, Trichomeriaceae. The transcript has a single exon. The record is from RefSeq and is a predicted model, not a curated record.
AUGUUCUUGCCUGUCUUCGCAGCCCCUACACCACAUGACCACUCACCUCACAACCGUGCCACUCCAAGAACUACAAUCAACCUGCGUGGCUGUCCCCAGCGCCAAACCCACACCACUACUCCCGAAAAACGCAGCCUGAGCACCACUGUCCGAGCACAAAUCGAAAUUGACAUUUGCACCGUACUGAUUCGUGCCGGUCAGACCGGAUUGGCUGCAGAGUGGGUUUCCUUGUGCUGGGCAGAGGUUGUUGACCAUGACGACGAUGGUGGUGCCGGCGUUGGAGAGGGUGUUGCCGCUGCUGUCGGUUUGGCUGGUGAGGCGCCAGCAGGUUCCGCAGGCUGGACCGACGCCGAACCCGGGACCGACGCCGAAGCUAGGAGGGGGUGUUAG